CUAGGGACUGUUGGAGUAGCCAUGUUGGGGCGGGCGAGGCUAGGCGGCGUGGUGGUCCUGCGGGCUCGGGAGCUCCUUGCCACAGAUCGUGGCUGCCUGGCAGGAGGAGCGGCCGCCUCCGCUGUGCUUCCGCACAGGCGAAAUUAUGUGGCUGAGACUUCAGAGUCUGCCAAAUCUGGUACUGCAACAGGGCGUAUUGUUGCAAUUAUUGGUGCUGUUGUUGAUGUCCAGUUUGAUGAAGGCCUUCCUCCAAUUCUCAAUGCCCUGGAAGUGUCAGACCGUGAAACUAGAUUGGUGUUGGAAGUUGCUCAGCACCUUGGUGGAAGUACUGUUCGAACAAUUGCCAUGGAUGGCACUGAAGGCUUAACCCGCGGACAGAGAGUUCUGGACACAGGUGCGCCUAUAAAAAUUCCAGUUGGGCCAGAAACACUGGGAAGGAUCAUGAAUGUAAUUGGUGAGCCAAUUGAUGAAAGAGGGCCUAUUGCAACGAAACAGUUUGCAUCUAUUCAUGCUGAAGCUCCUGAAUUCCAAGAUAUGAGCGUUGAGCAAGAAAUCCUUGUGACUGGUAUUAAGGUUGUAGAUUUAUUGGCUCCAUAUGCCAAAGGAGGUAAAAUUGGGCUCUUUGGUGGUGCUGGUGUAGGAAAAACUGUACUAAUUAUGGAACUUAUUAACAAUGUUGCUAAAGCCCAUGGUGGCUACUCUGUCUUCGCUGGUGUAGGGGAGCGUACACGAGAGGGUAAUGACUUGUAUAAUGAAAUGAUUGAAUCUGGUGUCAUCAACCUGAAGGAUGCCACUUCCAAGGUUUCACUUGUGUAUGGUCAAAUGAAUGAGCCUCCAGGUGCCCGUGCCAGAGUAGCCCUGACUGGUUUGACAGUUGCUGAAUAUUUCCGUGAUCAAGAAGGACAGGAUGUACUUCUAUUUAUAGACAAUAUUUUCAGAUUUACCCAGGCUGGUUCAGAGGUGUCUGCACUGCUGGGUCGUAUCCCCUCUGCAGUAGGGUAUCAGCCAACAUUGGCUACUGACAUGGGAACAAUGCAGGAAAGAAUAACUACUACUAAAAAGGGAUCAAUUACAUCAGUACAGGCUAUCUACGUACCAGCUGAUGACUUGACUGAUCCUGCUCCAGCUACUACUUUUGCACAUUUAGAUGCUACUACAGUAUUAUCCCGUGCCAUUGCUGAACUGGGUAUCUAUCCAGCAGUGGACCCUCUGGAUUCUACUUCACGUAUCAUGGACCCUAACAUUGUUGGCCGAGAGCAUUAUGAUGUGGCUCGUGGUGUACAGAAGAUUCUUCAGGAUUACAAAUCCCUUCAAGAUAUUAUUGCUAUUUUGGGGAUGGAUGAAUUGUCUGAGGAAGACAAACUAAUUGUAGGCCGGGCUCGAAAAAUCCAGAGGUUUUUGUCUCAGCCUUUCCAGGUUGCUGAAGUCUUCACUGGUCAUGCUGGAAAAUUGGUGCCUUUGAAGGAAACAAUCAAGGGAUUCAAGAGCAUUUUAUCUGGUGAAUAUGACCAUCUACCAGAACAGGCUUUUUACAUGGUUGGUCCUGUUGAAGAAGUUAUUGCUAAAGCUCAGAAGCUGUCUGAAGAACAUGCCUAA
Messenger RNA from Emys orbicularis (European pond turtle), 1596 nucleotides. Its product is annotated as ATP synthase subunit beta, mitochondrial-like. The record is from RefSeq and is a predicted model, not a curated record. NCBI's taxonomy places the organism in Eukaryota, Metazoa, Chordata, Testudines, Emydidae. Bases 22 to 1596 code for a protein of 524 amino acids. Gene Ontology annotation, molecular function: ATP binding; ATP hydrolysis activity; proton-transporting ATP synthase activity, rotational mechanism. The transcript has 10 exons. Gene Ontology annotation, biological process: proton transmembrane transport; proton motive force-driven mitochondrial ATP synthesis.